This is a messenger RNA of Hirundo rustica (Barn swallow), 998 nucleotides long. It is a transcript of the gene NOL7, whose product is annotated as nucleolar protein 7. The record is from RefSeq and is a predicted model, not a curated record. Gene Ontology annotation, cellular component: nucleus. NCBI's taxonomy places the organism in Eukaryota, Metazoa, Chordata, Aves, Passeriformes, Hirundinidae. Gene Ontology annotation, molecular function: RNA binding. The transcript is spliced from 8 exons. The coding region runs from base 1 to 720 and encodes 239 amino acids.
AUGGUGCGCCGGCAGAAGGCGAGGGCGGCGGCCGCGGGCAAGCGCGGGGCUGCCGCCGCGCUCCCCAGCCCGGCCUCCUCCUCGGAGGACGAGGCGGACGAGGCCCCGGAGGAGGUGCCCUUCGGCGUGGCGAAGGAGGCGGCCGAAGCCGAGCGGAAGCUCGUGGGGGAGGCGGCGCGGAGGCACCGAGAGCUGCUGAAGGAGAAGCGGCGGCGGCGCCAGGAGCUGUUCGCGGAGCAGAAGAAGCGCAGGCUGCUGCCCGAGGCCGUGCUGCAGGAGCUGCAGGAUGUGUCCGCACGGGCCUGUGAGCAGGUUGUGGCAGAUGACCCAGUUACUCCCAGUGAAGAACUUGAGGCUGGAGCUGAACAGCUGGAACAAGACCAGACCCAAAGGCAAGGCCAAGCCGAAGUGCAGGAGAAGAAAGGGAAGAGGAACAAGGGUGCCAGGACAAAAGGGAACUACAUGGCUGUGUGCUUGAAAGACCACGGUGUAACAGGCCUCCACCAACAGCUCGCCAAAGACUUCCUAAAUGCUCAGCUCUAUGGGCCACACACCAACCGGGUACAGGCGAAUGAAUUUUUUUCCCUUGCAAACAAGAAAGCCCCAGUCAAAAAAGCUGCAGUUCAAUUUGUGGACAAGUCUUGGGGGCAAGAUAAAAAGGAAAAAGCAGCAAGGUUUAAGAAACGUUGGCUGGCAACACAGAUCAAAAAUGGAGUCUGAAGACAGCUUUUUCAGAAGAUGCUGCUACAGACCUUUUAGUGACAGUUGAUCUCAACACACCACAGGUGGUUUUUUCCUCCCCUUCAUCAUCACUUUGCUUUUGGCUCCAGCCAGCAGAAUGAAGACCAGACUUCCCUGUUCUCCCCCUUGGAGAAGUUCUUGGGGAAGCUAUAGAGCAGCCAGGCCAGUGUUGUAGAACAGCUGGUGCUAGGACCAGGCUUGCUGAGCUGCCUCCAUGAGGCAAUGCCUUUGCAGAGAAUAAAGAGCAAUGUUGUACC